CGCCUCCAAAGUUUCCCGGAGGAGUCGCGGCCGCCCUUCCUUCCCAGGCUCCGGCCGUGGGGGCGACCUGCGGGUGCGGACUGUUUCCGAGGGCAGCGGGGCCCCCUCUCCAGGCCGACCCCACGCCUCCAUCGCGUCCAACUCGGAUUCCAACUUGGGAGGCGCCGCGGGCCUGCGCACGCGCGCCUUCCUCGCCACCACCUCCUCCUCCUCCCAUCGGGAGCAGGCUCCGGGCAGACCGGGCGCCCAGACCCGCGCCCGGCGCCCCGACCUCCAGCAGCGGCCCGCCGCCUCCGCGCAUGCCGACGCCGGCCGCCCGCCCGGUGCGCCCUCGCCGGAGGGCCAGCUGAACGCGGGCCGGCGGCGGUGCAAGGUGGGCCCGGCCCGGCGCUGCCCUCGACAGCGGCAAGUUUGGGAGUUGCACUAGUUUGCAGGGUGCGGGAAAGGCCGGGCGGGGGGCCAUGGAGGAGGACAGUGGGUCUUCGCCCGCGACCGAGUCGGCGCUGGAGAAGAACGUGGCGGAGCUGACCGUCAUGGACGUGUACGACAUCGCGUCGCUCGUGGGCCACGAGUUCGAGCGGGUCAUCGACCAGCACGGUUGCGAGGCCAUCGCGCGCCUUAUGCCCAAGGUCGUGCGCGUCCUGGAGAUCUUGGAGGUGCUGGUCAGCCGCCACCACGUCGCUCCCGAGCUGGAUGAGCUGCGCCUCGAGCUGGACCGUCUGCGCCUGGAGAGGAUGGACCGCAUCGAGAAGGAGCGCAAACACCAGAAGGAGCUGGAGCUGGUGGAGGACGUGUGGCGAGGGGAAGCACAGGACCUUCUCUCCCAGAUCGCACAGCUGCAGGAGGAGAACAAACAGCUCAUGACCAACCUCUCCCACAAGGACGUCAGCUUCUCUGAGGAGGAGUUCCAGAAGCACGAAGGCAUGUCAGAGCGUGAGCGGCAAGUGAUGAAGAAGUUGAAGGAGGUGGUGGACAAGCAACGCGAUGAGAUCCGCGCCAAGGACAGGGAGCUCGGGCUGAAGAGUGAGGAUGUGGAGGCUCUGCAGCAGCAGCAGGUACGGCUGAUGAAGAUCAACCAUGACCUCCGGCACCGCGUCACAGUGGUGGAGGCCCAGGGGAAGGCCCUGAUUGAGCAGAAGGUGGAACUAGAGGCAGACCUGCAAACCAAGGAGCAGGAGAUGGGCAGCCUGCGGGCGGAGCUGGGAAAGCUGCGAGAGAGGCUGCAGGGUGAACUCAGCCAGAACGGGCAGGAGGAGCCUGAGACGGAGCCAGGAGAGGAGGAGUGUGUCUCAGAGGCAGAGAAGGUGGCCAUGGAUCUCAAGGACCCCAACCGCCCCCGAUUCACACUGCAGGAGCUGCGGGACGUGCUGCACGAAAGGAACGAGCUCAAGUCCAAGGUGUUUUUAUUGCAGGAGGAGCUGGCAUACUAUAAGAGUGAAGAGAUAGAAGAGGAAAACCGAAUACCCCAACCUGCACCCAUCGUUCACCAGAGAAUGUCCCCCCAGCCGGAGUCUGGGAUCAAACGACUGUUUAGCUUCUUCUCCCGAGAUAAGAAGCGCCUGGCUAACAUGCAGAGAAAUGUGCACGUCCAGGAGUCCUUUGGCCAAUGGGCCAACUCCCGCCGUGAUGACGGUUACACGGAGCAAGGACAGGAAGCCCUGCAGCAUCUGUGACUGUGGCCCACCUCUGCCCUUGGACCUGAACCAGCCAGUGCCUGCAACCGAACCUGGCAGCCCCAGCUGUUACUACCUUGCACACCUCUUGGUUCAGACGCACCUUCAAAACUGGUCCCUCAAACAGACUGUCUGCUUUGAGGAAGAACAUUGAAAAACUGAUGCCAAACCCUAAAGAAAUGUUUAUUUAUACCCAAGGCUAUCACUGUUUAUAAUAGAUGACUGAUCUCUUAGGAUAUAUAUUUAAUAAUACCAUGAGCAGGGGACAGACUUUUGCAUUAACUUCAGUAACACAAGCUUCUUUAUGCCAAAUACAUGACUUGUCACUAUAA
Molecule: messenger RNA, 2005 nt
Organism: Manis pentadactyla (Chinese pangolin)
Lineage: Eukaryota; Metazoa; Chordata; Mammalia; Pholidota; Manidae
Gene: RILPL1
Product: Rab interacting lysosomal protein like 1
Exons: 7
Coding region: 462-1673 (403 amino acids)
Biological process (GO): cilium assembly
Cellular component (GO): cytoplasm; ciliary basal body
Molecular function (GO): protein dimerization activity
Source: RefSeq, a predicted model, not a curated record